Lodderomyces oxycetoniae is the source of this 1449-nucleotide messenger RNA. RefSeq lists its product as uncharacterized. Gene Ontology annotation, cellular component: trans-Golgi network. The transcript has a single exon. The record is from RefSeq and is a predicted model, not a curated record. Bases 1 to 1449 code for a protein of 482 amino acids. Lineage: Eukaryota; Fungi; Ascomycota; Pichiomycetes; Serinales; Debaryomycetaceae. Gene Ontology annotation, biological process: Golgi to plasma membrane protein transport.
AUGAUGAUAUAUGAUACGGUUAUAAACCCAGGACAGGGGAUUGGUAAUAGCAUUAAUCUUGGGAAAUCAUUAUACGAUGUGAUCAAUUGUCUUAAUAAGUUCAACUAUAAAUAUACGGUGGUUUAUGAUAAGAAUGCUUACUAUGAAGCACCACUUAUUGUCCAAGUUCACAGGAUGAACUUGCGAUUGAGUUUCAGUAACCGGAAAGAUCAGCGGCUAUAUCUUAUUGAAUUAUUGGACCUUGAUCAGGGGUCAAUGAAAAGUCCAUUGAGAUUAUCUUACAAGAAACAGCAUUUGAAUGAGUUUGAAAGCAUUUCGAGUACCACGAGUAGUGAUAGUAGUAUCGACCAGGAGUUUACUGUCAAUGCUGCUACGAGCUCCCUGUCAGUCAAUGAAAGGAAUACUUUUCAUUUGGCGUCUGUAGGUCCUACAUUUAGAAGUAUUUACAAUAAGAUCUUUGGACCAACCUACCCUGGAGUGUUGAAUUUACAUGCAAAGUCGUACAUUUUGUCAUAUCCAGGGAUAGCGUUUAAGUUCAAGAUUUUGAGCCAGGUUUUGUUACAAAAAUUAAAAGGCAAAGCAGAAGAUGUUGUUGUGGAUGAACUUCUCAACUGGGAAGGGUUAGAAGACAUUUGCUGUAGCUCUAUUGCAAUCUUUAGAGGUCAGUCAUGGGAAGCGUUUAGAGAGAAGCCGCAUAUAGAGGAGAGUUGUCAAGUUCAGGUAGAUAUUGAUCACGGAAAGAUUGUGAUAAAUGAAAAAGAUGUGAUUGAAAUAGGCAAGUCGACACAGCAAGAUGUGGUUAGUAUGUUAGGACCACCUGAUGAAUCAUUCAACAAGUCUGAUUUGCGCCUACUUAUACAUAACCAUUUCCUCAACCAGCAUUGUAGUGGUGGUGGUGGUGAUGGGCAAGAGAAGGAUCGUGAAGGAGGAGGAGGAGGAGCAGCAGCAGCAGCAGCAGCAGCAGCAGCAGCAGGAGAAGGAGUGGGAUCUUGCAACAAAUUUCACAAUUACUAUAGAUUGGGCAUUGAUCUAUUAUAUGACUUACAAAAGCCACAUACUCGAAUAAAUCAAAGCCAAUCUAAAACAGUAGUGACCAAAGUGGUUCUUCAUAAUGGUGGAAUUAGCGAAGAUUUGAAUUUUAUGAAGUGGAAUAGAUGUAACUGGGAAAUAAAGAGUAAGAAAUUUGGUACUAUUGAGUCAUCGUUAUAUUUCCAUCAAUUCCGCGCCUCGUGUUUCAAGGAGAUGGCGCCAGUUUUGUUAAAUAGGUUUGAAUCGGAAUUUGUUGAUUGUGAUUUGGACAUUAUUGAGAUACCCAGGGAAAACUCUUUGCUGGGAACAAAUACCGCCAAAUCUAAAGCCUGGGGUCAAUCCAAACUUUAUGGAUUAGAAAGGUGUAUAAUAGAAGUGCUCAAUACUAAUAAUUGUAUAACCACAGUAACUAUCUACUAG